This is a messenger RNA of Megalops cyprinoides (Indo-Pacific tarpon), 3066 nucleotides long. RefSeq names its product tubulin tyrosine ligase-like family, member 10 (gene ttll10). Gene Ontology annotation, biological process: protein modification process. Bases 1 to 3066 code for a protein of 1021 amino acids. The record is from RefSeq and is a predicted model, not a curated record. Lineage: Eukaryota; Metazoa; Chordata; Actinopteri; Elopiformes; Megalopidae. The transcript is spliced from 16 exons.
AUGAGAAACACCAUUGGAGAGAGCACCAAGUUCAGUGCUGGACUGUACAUCCGUGAUCUAACACUGUCUGGUAACGAUGUUCGCCGGGCGGCCUACGGGCAGCGAGAGACUCCGCAUCUGACCUGUGUUUACCUGGAGCACCUGUCACGGGUCAGGUGUGACCCUGUCACCGACACAGAGAAGCUCCGGGUGCUGAGGCUGAUGGGAGAGGAGGCUCGGAAGAGGCUGCGUGACCCGGAGCAGAGGUGGGCCCUGCGCAUGAAGUUCCUGCAGCAGGUCAAGAGCUACACGGGCAUCCCCUACAGCAGGAAGUACCACCAGCCAGGAACUGCAGAGUAUGAGUCUCCCCUGUUCCUGGACUGCUGCGGAUUGGUGCGCAGGGCCAUGAGGGACCUGAAGGAGGACUUUGGCUUCGUUCUGGGACCUGGGAACCAGGCCUACCAGUACGACACCCUGCCCAUCACCCUGGACAGGGCAGACAACAUGAGACCGGGAGACCUCGUCUUCGUCUCCGGGACAUACUUCAACCCAAACAAGAAGAGGCAGAUCCAUGACAUAGUUCACGUGGAGGUGUGGCUGGGGGAGGGUGAGAAGACCGUGGGCGCCCGCUGGAACAGGGGGACGGUCCAGGAGUUCGAGUCCUACCAGUUUGUCUCCACUUCCUACGGAAACAUGCGCUACCACUUCAAAUCCAUCGAGACCUGGCUGGCGGGAAUCUGCGUCAGCAACGCAGAGGAUGUGACAUCAGACCUGAAUCAAGUGAGGGAUGAAAAACAGGAAGUGGAGGAGAGUGAAGUGGCUGAAGAGAAUCACUCUCCUCUGGAAGAGGAGGGGUCUCAGUUGAUCCAGGCUAAUGCAGGUGGACCAGUCUUAGUAGGGCGGUCCCUGGACGAGCGGUAUUUGAGGGGUCUCAGGAGGAGGUCACCACUGAGGGUCCCGAGAGGGGAGCUGCUCUUACAGAUGUGUGACAGGGAUCGGAGGCCAGAUGAUCCCAGAGGACCUGGACCCUUCUUCUUUAUCGGGGGAGGGAACGGGGCCGGCAUAGUGGCUUCAUAUUGCGAGAGCCUGGGGUGGCAACGUAUCUAUGACAAGACAAGAGAGGACUAUAAACUAAAGUGGUGUGAGACCAAAUCGAAAAGCGCCUACUACAAUUUCAGGGAAGGAGAGCAGCUGCUGUACCAGAUCCCCAACAACAAGGUCCUGACCACCAAGAUCGGGCUGCUGUGUAGCCUGAGGGAGUACGACCGCGUCAGCGGCAAGGUGGACCACAGCCGCGGGCUCAGGAAGCUGAAGAUGGAAGAGUUUUUCCCAGUUACCUACCGCAUGGAUAUUAAAAAAGAGAAGGAUGCCUUCUUUGCACAGCACAAAGCCGUGAAGGGUGACAGGACCGAGGCCUGGAUCUGCAAGCCCACGGGCCUCAACCAGGGCAGAGGCAUCUUCCUGCUGCGGACGGAGGAGGAGAUCUCGACCUUCCAGACCCGGCUGCAGAUCAGUGAGGACAGCUUGAGUAGCAGGAAGCUGCCCUUCCGCCUGCCACAGGCCCGCAUCGUCCAGCGGUAUCUUCAGAACCCCCUGCUUCUGAAAGGCAGAAAAUUUGAUGUUCGAUCCUACUUUCUCAUCGCCUGCACCACACCGUACAUGGUGUUCUUUCGCCAUGGUUACGUUAGAUUAACCUGUGACCUCUACGAUCCCAACUCCAAUAACCUCACUUCUCACUUGACCAAUCAGUACAUGCAGAAGAAGAACCCCCUGUACAGCGUGCUGAAGGAGGAGACGGUCUGGUCCAUGGAGCGCUUCAAUGCCUAUGUUAACGCGCAGUUCCGGGAGGCCAAGGGGCUCCCCCAGGACUGGGUCCUCGGUGCCUUCGCAAAGCGGAUGCAGGCCAUCAUCGUCCAGUGCUUCCUGGCAGUGAAGGCCAAGCUGGAGCGCAAGCUGGGCCUCUUCGACCUCAUUGGCUGCGACUUCAUGAUUGACGAGGACUUCAAGGUGUGGCUCCUGGAGAUGAACAGUAACCCUGCACUCCACACCAACUGCCAGGUCCUGAAAGACGUGGUGCCCAGCACUGUCACAGAGGCUCUGGACCUGACCCUGGAGAUCUUCCAUAAGUGCCGCAGUGGUCUGAAGCUGCUGCCGCUGGUCAGCCAGAGAGACUUUGUCCUGCUGUACGGAGGCCACAGCACCCCCAUCUACCGGAGCAGGACGGCGGGGCCUCUGAGGACAGCCCACCACAAGGGCUCAGGAACCCCCAGACCAGCUACCAAGACCCCAAAAGCAGUAUCGGUGGCAGGGGCAGUGGAGAGGUCAGGAGGCAGGACCAUCCUGGUCACCUCGGCAACCCUGGCUGUUCAGGCCAAUCCCAGCCAGCCCCCCACGGCUACAGAGACUCCUAGGACCACGACCACAGAGGUACCCGCGGACACCAGUGGAAAGACACCCACGGACACCAGUGGAGAGGCCAACAAUGCAGAGACCCCAGGGGCUGCUAAUGGAGAGAAUCUCAGUUCCACCAAUGCAGAGGCCCCCAGCAACACCAAUGGAGAGACCACCAGCGGCACCAAUGCAGAGACCCCCAGCAACACCAAUGGAGAGACCCCCAGCGGCACCAAAGAGGAGACCCCCAGCAACACCAAUGUAGACACCCCCAGCAACACCAAUGUGGAGACAUCCAGGAGUACCGAUACAGAGACGCCCACAGCCGCCAAUGCAGAGAACCCCAGGAGUCUUGUAGUCAGAGUCGCUGACAUCAAGUCCCGCCCAUUCCAUCCAAGACCUACUCUCAGCCGUGUGGAGCCGUGUGUCAGCAAGCGCACCUUGGAGCAGCAAUCAGACCCCUCCGAGCUCCACCCACCUGCCCCCUCCUACAGGGUAAGGGCCUCCAUCAGGUCGCAGUCCACCCCAACGGUGACCAGCGAAUCGCGCGUCUUCGUCUAUCGCCCAAAGAGCAAGGAGCAGCACGUGAACUUAAAACAGAAGCCUACACAGUCCUCCCAGGAGGAGACCAGUCCCUCUGCGGGCGUCGGCAUAAACGGGUCAUACAGUCAGGAGGAGGGUGACAAAAAGGAGUGA